Messenger RNA from Daldinia loculata, 2136 nucleotides. Its product is annotated as ankyrin. The record is from RefSeq and is a predicted model, not a curated record. Gene Ontology annotation, molecular function: protein binding. Bases 1 to 2136 code for a protein of 711 amino acids. Lineage: Eukaryota; Fungi; Ascomycota; Sordariomycetes; Xylariales; Hypoxylaceae. The transcript has 2 exons.
AUGAAUUCAGCUUCCCCUACUACUAGCACAUCCACAAAUAGAGGUGGCCGUCCUAAGGAUUGGACCGAACCCCGAGCUCGAAGACUCGUGCGACUAUAUAUCUAUACGAGGUUACCCUUUGAGCUUAUAUUAAAACUUCUAGAAGACGGCGUUUGGAAACCUGGGUAUGAUGCUGCCAAUAAAGUCAAGAACUCACUCCUCGGAAAUGACCCUCGGUGGAUAAGACCUAAGGAUGAGGAUGACGAGAGAAGACGUAUCGCAGGUCUCAAGAACAGCCGACGCGGGACGAAGCUCCGCCAGAGGGCAUCAUCAUCGCAUCUUACCAAUGAACAUCUAAACAUCUAUGGCUCUGGUUGGCAUGACGAUGACAGCUUAACUCUUGCUCAAUCGAACCAACCCUCCUUUGAAAAUAUUAAACAAGAGCCAAGUCACUACAGCUCCGAAUUUGGAGCUAAUCGUUUCUCUUGGACUCCUAGUGGUCCAAACGCAUCUCGCCGGGAUACCAGUCUAACCAGUUCUACCGAAACUAGUAUGAGCAGUAGCUUUCAGGAGAAGCUUUCUGCUGUCUCUCGAGACCAAGCGAAGGGUGCCUGGCAUGUCUUGAAACGGUUUACCUUCCCUAAGGAUCUUGACAUUCACCGAGGAACUUCUUUUUCCCCUGUGUUUCCCCAUGGGCCGCCGAAUUUCCCUCCCCAUGAUGAACCAGCUACCCGUGGUUCGUCUAGCGCGAAAUAUGCUCUCCCUGGCGACUUCCUUAAUGCGGACUUAUUUAAUAGAGAAAGCAUAUGCGGGGUUGGAUCUUCAUCUCACGAGACCGAGACCUGCUGGUGCCGGAUCAUCAACGAGUUAAGACCGCCUUAUGAGAUAUGGCCAAUGACUAAUGGCAAUCCUACUAUCCAAGACAUCUCUUCUAAUCAAAUUAGAGAUGUCUUUGGCAAUACAAUAUUCCAUUGGCUUGCUAGUGCAACUAGAGACCGAAACUAUUUCCUCAAUAUCAUUACUCAAGCACUACGUCACAACUUACUGAUUCAUGCCACAAACACAGCUGGGCAGACGUUUCUUCAUCUUCUACAUCCCUCUUGGUUCGAAGAUGAAGUACUAUUGGAGUGGCUUCUCAACAUGCUUAAGGACGCCAAUUUUAACAUUUUGGCAACCGAUGUUUACGGUCGCAGCUUUUUCCACUUGCUGCAAAAUAGGAGGGGGGACUUGAUUCGUGUACCGGCUCACUUAUUCGAUUGGGAACUACUUAGGCGACGGGAUGCAUUCGGAGUUAAGCCAAUGGAACCUCAGGCAAAACAAUCAGAGCCUCCUAUUGUACAAAGCAUGACCCGUGCCAAUCCCUUGAACGCCAGAAGUUCAAGCAAUAUGGAGUUUCUACCAACAUUUCUCGAAAUACCUUCUGAACGUGGAGUUGAUGCUCGAAUUCGAUCUCAAGCUGAGCUUCUACGAAUAGUCGUAGAUGCUAUUAAGGUCGAUGGUGUCAACUCAACUAACCAGAACUCCUUGUCAGAAGAUUUGCACGGACGUAAUGCGCUCCAUGCUCUUGCAGAAGUCGAGCUUGACAUUGAGCGGGUCCAACAUCCCACCGAUGAUAACCAACGACACAAGAAAAGGAAAUACAAGGAGGAGGAGGGCGAGCCAAGGCCAGAAAGUAGCCACAAUAGCAAGCGAUUGGAGUACCUCGAAGGAAUUCUUUCUACUAGUGUUGAUGUCAACCAUUACGACAAUCGGGGACAAACGCCAUUAAUGGCAUUUAUCGCGCUGAGGCCGGAAGACUCCAGAUCGGAUAAAGAAGAUAUGGAGAGAUCAAUCCGGAAGCUCUUCGAAGCGGGUGCAAAUCUUGAGAAGCGUAAUGGCGAGGGUAAAACUGCCCUUCACGUCGCUGCCUGCUCCGGGAAAAAGGUCGCCCUAAAGGAGCUUCUUCAACUGGGAGCCAAUCCUUAUGUUCGCGACGCAUGUGGUUUAAGUGUUCUCGCCGCGAUCGACGAACUAUGGGCCCAUACCGAAAGAGAUGGCAUUUUUACAGCACGACUAGAAGCAUGCCGAGGUGUUUUUACGAGUAUGGUUCAGCCGGAUGCCCAGGAGCCCAGUGUUGUACAGGAAUGGGGGGUAAGAAGACCAGCAGCCAGACCGUGA